Hordeum vulgare subsp. vulgare (domesticated barley) is the source of this 674-nucleotide messenger RNA. Its product is annotated as early nodulin-93-like. Bases 111 to 467 code for a protein of 118 amino acids. Lineage: Eukaryota; Viridiplantae; Streptophyta; Magnoliopsida; Poales; Poaceae. The transcript is spliced from 3 exons. The record is from RefSeq and is a predicted model, not a curated record.
AAUCAAUCAAGCAACAGCCGGCCCAUCUCGUCUCUCUCGAUCACACCUCCCAUACCUACUUGGCCAGUGAGCAGUAGCCCCGUUUCCGUCGAGGAUCAAGCGCGAAGAAGAUGUCGUCGGUCACCCGUGCCCACCUCGACCACAAGCUCGCCCUCGCCAAGCGCUGCUCCAGAGAGGCGACGCUUGCCGGAGCCAAGGCGGCAGCCGUCGCCACCGUCGCGUCUGCAGUUCCGACGCUGGCCAGCGUGCGGAUGCUGCCGUGGGCCAAGGCCAACCUCAACCCCACCGGCCAGGCGCUCAUUGUCUGCACCGUCGCCGGGAUGGCAUACUUUGUCGCCGCCGACAAGACCAUCCUCUCGCUGGCGAGGCGGCACUCGUACGAGAGCGCCCCCGACCACCUCAAGGACACCUCCUUCCAUGGCGACGCCGCAGCUCGUCCCCGUCCACCGGCAUUCUUCAGGCCUUGAGUAGAGAGUUAUAGUUAGCUGCUACCGCGCCGUUCGUCGAUGUCCCAAGAAACUGCUGCUUACUUAAUUAUCAUCGCCAUCGUCAUGCUUGCUUACAAUCUUGGAUAUAGUGGUGCCUCAUGCUGUAGCCCAGUGUAACUCGCAUGUAUAGUAUGCUAUAUGCGGGUGUUACAGUUAAUUAACGACAAUCAUUUUCUCCCUGUUUUA